AUGGAGCCCUCGUCUCGUAACUCCCACGCGGACGACGCGGCGGUGGGCGAGGGCGAUGCGGCUGCGUGCAGCAUUGUGGCAAAGCAGUGGGACGCGGUGGCGGUGUGGUCGUGGAACGUGCAGGUUGAAACGUGUGCUAUUUGCAAGAGCGCAAUUGCUGACAUGUGCAUCGAGUGCCGCGGAGGUGGCCGACACCGCAACGACAGCAGCAGCAGCAGCAGCAACCCCAACAGCAGUCAUGCCAGAAGCAACAUCGCCACCACCACAACUAGUAGCAAUACCAAUAACAGCAUUGACAAUAACAUGCGCAGUGACAUCAGAGGCGGAAGGGCAGCGCGGCCCCUCAGCGGGCAGUCGCAGCCUGCGUCGAGGAUUACAAUGGUCGCUUCGACAUGGGACGAUGAUGUUACAGGCGAGUGCCUCAUUGUGUGGGGUGUCUGCAAUCACGUGUUCCAUCACCACUGCAUCUCGCGCUGGGCGCGGCAGCGCUCAUUGUGUCCAAUAUGUGGGCGGGAGUGGGAGGUGGUCAAGACAGCUAGAAACGAUUCCUGA
Molecule: messenger RNA, 552 nt
Organism: Trypanosoma grayi
Lineage: Eukaryota; Euglenozoa; Kinetoplastea; Trypanosomatida; Trypanosomatidae
Exons: 1
Coding region: 1-552 (183 amino acids)
Biological process (GO): ubiquitin-dependent protein catabolic process; protein ubiquitination
Cellular component (GO): cullin-RING ubiquitin ligase complex; nucleus
Molecular function (GO): ubiquitin protein ligase activity; zinc ion binding; cullin family protein binding
Source: RefSeq, a predicted model, not a curated record